Dibothriocephalus latus is the source of this 180-nucleotide messenger RNA. Lineage: Eukaryota; Metazoa; Platyhelminthes; Cestoda; Diphyllobothriidea; Diphyllobothriidae. The record is from the annotation of a GenBank genome assembly.
UUCACUCUGGGCGGCAAGCGCAUUGAACCCAUCCACUCGGAUGAGGUCUGGUUUUUGGAGCGUCUUCUGCGGAUUCUAGCAAUGAUCUUUUUUGUGAUUACCCUGCCCUUCUCACUGAUGUUCUGUUUCAAGGAGUACGCUUUGGCAACUCAUAUCCUACAGCUUCUCGGACGGGGCUAG